AUGCAGAAGCUUCUCAGUCCAGAUUACCCAGAAUGCUUAGCGAGUCAGAGGGAGGAUGAGGAGGUGUUGGACGGUGAGGAGGAAGAGCAGAGGAGGAAAAGCAGAGAUGCAUUUCUGAAGAUCACACUGCACUUCCUGAGGAGAAUGAAGCAGGAGGAGCUGGCUGACUGUCUGCAGAGUAGAACUCCUGCUGCAGAGUGUCGACAUAAACUCAAGUCUAACCUGCAGAAGAAGUUCCAGUGUCUGUUUGAGGGGAUCGCUAAAGCAGGAAACCCAACCCUUCUGAAUGAGAUCUACACACCGCUCUACAUCACAGAGGGAGGGACUGCAGAGGUCAAUGAUGAACAUGAGAUCAGACAGAUUGAAACAGCAUCCAGGAAACCAGACAGACCAGAAACAACAAUCAGACAAGAAGACAUCUUUAAAGCCCCACCUGGAAGAGAUGAACCAAUCAGAACAGUGAUGACAAAGGGAGUGGCUGGCAUUGGGAAAACAGUCUUAACACAGAAGUUCACUCUGGACUGGGCUGAAGACAAAGCCAACCAGGACAUACACUUCACAUUUCCAUUCACUUUCAGAGAGCUGAAUGUGCUGAAAGAGAAAAAGUACAGCUUGGUGGAACUUGUUCAUCACUUCUUUACUGAAACCAAAGAAGCAGGAAUCUGCAGCUUUGAAGAGUUCCAGGUUGUGUUCAUCUUUGACGGUCUGGAUGAGUGUCGACUUCCUCUGGACUUCCACAACACUGAGAUCCUGACUGAUGUUACAGAGUCCACCUCAGUGGAUGUGCUGCUGACAAACCUCAUCAGGGGGAAACUGCUUCCCUCUGCUCGCCUCUGGAUAACCACACGACCUGCAGCAGCCAAUCAGAUCCCUCCUGAGUGUGUCGGCAUGGUGACAGAGGUCAGAGGGUUCACUGACCCACAGAAGGAGGAGUACUUCAGGAAGAGAUUCAGAGAUGAGGAACAGGCCAGCACCAUCAUCUCCCACAUCAAGACAUCACGAAGCCUCCACAUCAUGUGCCACAUCCCAGUCUUCUGCUGGAUCACUGCUACAGUUCUGGAGGAUGAGUUGAAAAGCAGAGAGGGAGGAGAGCUGCCCAAGACCCUGACUGAGAUGUACAUCCACUUCCUGGUGCUUCAGUCUAAACUGAAGAACGUCAAGUAUGAUGGAGGAGCUGAGACAGAUCCACACUGGAGUCCAGAGAGCAGGAAGAUGAUUGAGUCUCUGGGAAAACUGGCUUUUGAGCAGCUGCAGAAAGGCAACCUGAUCUUCUAUGAAUCAGACCUGACAGAGUGUGGCAUCGAUAUCAGAGCAGCCUCAGUGUACUCAGGAGUGUUCACACAGGUCUUUAAAGAGGAGAGAGGGCUGUACCAGGACAAGGUGUUCUGCUUCGUCCAUCUGAGCCUUCAGGAGUUUCUGGCUGCUCUUCAUGUCCAUCUGACAUUCACCAAGUCUGAAGUCAAUCUGCUGGAUGAAGAACAAACAACCCAUCUCUACCAGAGAGCUGUGGACGAGGCCUUAAAGAGUCCAAAUGGACACCUGGACUUGUUCCUCCGCUUCCUCCUGGGCCUUUCACUGCAGACCAAUCGGACUCUCCUACGAGGUCUGAUGACACAAACAGGAAGUAGCUGGCAGACCAAUCAGGAAACAGUCGAGUACAUCAAGAAGAAGAUCAGUGAGAAUGUGUCUGCAGAGAGAAGCAUCAAUCUGUUCCACUGUCUGAAUGAACUGAAUGAUCUUUCUCUGGUGGAGGAGAUCCAAUGGUACCUGAGAUCAGGAAGUCUCUCCACAGGUAAACUGUCUCCUGCUCUGUGGUCAGCUCUGGUCUUCAUCUUACUGUCAUCAGAAAAAGAUCUGGACGUGUUUGACCUGAAGAAAUACUCUGCUUCAGAGGAGGCUCUUCUGAGGCUGUUGCCAGUGGUCAAAGCCUCCAACAAAGCUCUGUUGAAUGGCUGUAACCUCUCAGAGAGAAGCUGUGCAGCUCUGUCCUCAGUUCUCAGCUCCCAGUCCUCUAGUCUGAGAGAUCUGGACCUGAGUAACAACAACCUGCAGGAUUCAGGACUGAAGCAGCUUUCUGCUGGACUGGAGAGUCCACAAUGUACACUGGAAACUCUCAGGCUGACUGACUGUAACCUCUCAAAGAGAAGCUGUGCAGCUCUGUCCUCAGUUCUCAGCUCCCAGUCCUCUAGUCUAAGAGAUCUGGACCUGAGUAACAACAACCUGCAGGAUUCAGGAGUGAAGCAGCUUUCUGCUGGACUGGAGAGUCCACACUGUACACUGGAAACUCUCAGUCUGUCAGGAUGUCUGAUCACAGAGGAAGGCUGUGCUUCUCUGGCCUUAGCUCUGAGCUCCAACCCCUCCCAUCUGAGAGAGCUGGACCUGAGCUACAAUCAUCCAGGAGACUCAGGAGAGAAACUUCUGUCUGCUGGACUGGAGGAUCCACACUGGAGACUGGACACUCUCAGCCUGCAGCCUGCUGGAGUCCGAUGGUUGACACCAGGUCUGAGGAAGUAUGCCUGUGAACUGGAACUGGAUCCAAACACAGUGCACAGAUUCCUCAAACUGUCUGAUAACAACAGGAAGGUGACACAUGUGGAGGAGCAUCAGUCAUAUCCUGAUCAUCCAGACAGAUUUGACUUCUGUCCUCAGCUGCUGUGUAGAAAUGUUCUGACUGAUCGCUGUUACUGGGAGGUCGAGUGUAGAGGAGAGGUUCAUAUAUCAGUGAGUUACACAAGAAUCAGCAGGAAAGGAGACAGUGCUGACUGUUUGUUUGGAAGGAAUGAUCAGUCCUGGAGUCUGAGGUGCUGUAAUGAUGAUGGUCGUUACUCUGUCUAUCACAAUAACAGACCAACACCCAUCUCCUCCUCCUCCUCCUCCUCCUCCUCCUCCUCCUCCUCCUCCUCCUCCUCUUCUGUCUCUAACAGAGUAGCAGUGUAUGUGGACUGUCCUGCUGGCACUCUGUCCUUCUACAGAGUCUCCUCUGACUCACUGAUCCACCUCCACACCUUCAACACCACAUUCACUGAACCUCUGUAUGCUGGGUUUACAGUCUGGAUCCUGCACAGACCAGACUCUUCUGGACCUGGACCUAAACCUAAACCUAAACCUAGACUUAAACCUAGACUUAAACCUAAACCUGAACCCAGCAGUGUGUCCAUGAAGAGUGACCGGUCCAUGGGGAAACCUUUACAUUUUAAUCCUGGACAACCAGCUGAUGGAAGCUGGAUGUGUAACAGGAAGCUGUUCCACAACACAGCACCAGCUUUAAAACAGGAACUUGUGCCUCCAUUAUUCACUGGAGGGACUUUAUAUGAACACACACUGGCCCUGGUGUUACAGCCAUGCUGA
Messenger RNA from Scomber scombrus (Atlantic mackerel), 3348 nucleotides. Its product is annotated as NLR family CARD domain-containing protein 3-like. The record is from RefSeq and is a predicted model, not a curated record. Bases 1 to 3348 code for a protein of 1115 amino acids. Gene Ontology annotation, molecular function: protein binding. The transcript has 9 exons. NCBI's taxonomy places the organism in Eukaryota, Metazoa, Chordata, Actinopteri, Scombriformes, Scombridae.